AUGCCUCCCAAAAAGAGUGCGCCUAAGUCCGCUAAGGCUUCGACAGAAUCAAAGGAGACUGCUCCCCGAGUACGCGCCAGCACACGGAAAGUCGCCUCGACAAAGACAGAAACAUCGGUGAAAGAGACUGCAAAGUCAGCUCCGAAGCCAGCCGCCAAGUCAGCUGCGAAAACAACUGCGAAAACAACCGCGAAGUCAACGAAGCCAGCUGCGAAGCCAGCCGCCAAGUCAGCUGCUGCGAAACCAGCUGCCAAGUCAGCUACGAAGCCACGUAAAAUGGCCACUACUACUACCAAGAGUACCACGAUUACGAAGAAAAGGAAAGCAGACGAAGAUGAAGAAAAGCCACGCGAAAUUAAACGGUCCCGUGUCGCGAAACCGCGUCAGAAAACACCAAAGCCCAAGGUCGUCAUUAAUGAGGCCCCCACGACCAAGCUGAACGUUUUCGUCUGUGGUGAGGGUAGCUCUGGUGAGCUGGGCCUGGGCGCAGCUAAAAAUGUGAUCGAUGUGAAGCGCCCACGUCUGAAUAAGCUGCUGGCCCCUGACGAUGUCGGAGUCGUGCAGAUUGCCGUCGGUGGUAUGCACUGCCUCGCUCUGACCCAUAGCAACAGGAUCAUGUCCUGGGGCGUGAAUGACCAGGGUGCACUCGGCAGAGAGACUGCCUGGGAUGGCGGUUACAAAGAUAUUGAUGGGACAAGCGAUUCAGACUCCGACGACGAAGAUAGUGGACUGAACCCUCUCGAGUCCACUCCCGGAUUGAUUCCUUCCGAAUAUUUCGACGAGACCUGUGUGUUUGUUGAGGUCGCUGCGUCUGAUAGCGCAAGCUUCGCCCUGACCGAUGAUGGUCAGGUAUAUGGCUGGGGAACAUUCCGAAGCAAUGAUGGAAUUCUCGGAUUCGAUGCGGAAAAUCUCGUUCAAAAGACCCCGAAACUGAUCACCAACCUGAAGAAGGUCAAGCACUUGAUCUGUGGCGCCAAUCAUGUUCUUGCCCUGACCGAAGAAGGGCGUGUUUACUCGUGGGGCUCGGGACAACAGAAUCAACUUGGCCGUCGAAUUGUGGAACGUAACAGGUUGAAUGGUCUUCUACCUCGGGAGUUCGGUCUUCCCAAAGGCAUCGUUCAUAUCGGCACUGGGUCAUACCAUGCAUUCGCUGUCCACGCGAGUGGUAAAGUCUAUGCCUGGGGACUGAACAGCUUCGGCGCAACCGCCAUUCGUGAAGGCGCCGGCGAGGAUGAAGCCGCCAUUGUGCAUCCCAUGCCGGUCGACUCACUUAGCGGCCGAAAUAUCUCUCAGAUAUGCGGCGGUGCUCAUCAUUCGGUUGCCAUUGCGGGUGACGGUGAAUGCUUGGUAUGGGGUCGCUUGGAUGGUUUCCAAAGCGGUUUGAAGAUCGAUACGCUUUCUGACGAUGCUGUCAUCAAGGAUGAGCGCGGCCGUCCCCGUAUCCUGAUGGAACCCACCGCUAUCCCUGGACUGAAGGUUAAGAUGGUCGCAGCUGCAUCGGACCAUUCCCUUGCUAUCGACGUUGAUGGCCGUGCCUGGUCGUGGGGAUUCUCUGCCACAUACCAGACUGGACAAGGCACGCAGGAUGAUAUCGAGGUUGCCACGGUCAUUGACAACACUGCUACUCGCGGAAAGAAGUUGAACUGGGCGGGUGCUGGUGGCCAGUUCUCUGUAUUCACAGAGCCCACGACUGUCUAA
This is a messenger RNA of Penicillium bovifimosum, 1698 nucleotides long. RefSeq names its product RCC1 domain-containing protein. Gene Ontology annotation, cellular component: cytoplasm. The coding region runs from base 1 to 1698 and encodes 565 amino acids. The transcript is spliced from 2 exons. The record is from RefSeq and is a predicted model, not a curated record. NCBI's taxonomy places the organism in Eukaryota, Fungi, Ascomycota, Eurotiomycetes, Eurotiales, Aspergillaceae. Gene Ontology annotation, molecular function: guanyl-nucleotide exchange factor activity.